Messenger RNA from Micromonas pusilla CCMP1545, 1044 nucleotides. RefSeq lists its product as uncharacterized. Bases 1 to 1044 code for a protein of 347 amino acids. The record is from RefSeq and is a predicted model, not a curated record. Lineage: Eukaryota; Viridiplantae; Chlorophyta; Mamiellophyceae; Mamiellales; Mamiellaceae. The transcript has a single exon.
AUGUUCUCGAGCCGGAGCUACGGCCCCGGCGGCGGCGGCGGCGGCGCGCGCGGCGGCGCGGACCCGUUCCUCUCGGGCAUCCUUCGCGCGUUUUUCGGCGACGGCGGCGGUACAGCUGGCGCGUCGACGCCGGGGCUGGGGGGGGAAACGCGAACGCGCGCGGACGACGAAGGACGCGCGGACGACGACGAAGAGGGAGAUUCGCGCGGGCGCGGGCACGUCGCGCGCCGCGGUGAUGCGGGACCAUACGCGUCGUCCGCCGGAGUUGCCACGGCGGGGCCCGGACUCGGGGGCGGGCUGGCGUCGUUCGGGUUCGUCCCGACGCUGCUCUUCGGGCCGCUCGGGAUCCGACAGAGGUUCCUGCUGCACCCGCAGUUCGGGAUGUACCGCUCGUCGUCUCUCGACGACGACGACGACGAAGAAGGGACGGAGAUGGACGACGUCGUCGCGCAGGCGACCGCCGCGGGCGCCCUGGGCGGACACCACGAGAGUCUCAUGGACGCGGUGCGACGGUGGAAGGACGCCACCGACGGAGGCGGCGCGCGGCGGGGGGCUACUUACCACGUCUCGCGGGGACGAGGCCAACGACCGGUGGUCGUCCGCGUCGCGAACGGUCUCCCUCUGUUCGUGGACGGCGACGACGGCGACGACGACGCGAAGAGCAGCUCGCCGUGGUACCUCGGCGACGCCGUCCGCAGAGGCGUGUGGACGCUCGUCUCUCUCGCGAUGUUCGCCGCCGUUUUUCUCCUCGCGUACGCCGCGGCGUCCUUUUGCGCGCUCGUCGCGAACCGCGGGUGGAAGCGCGCGGUGAGGUACGCCGAACGCGACGGACGACUCGUGGACAGCGACGACAGCGACGACGACGACGAUUACGACAUGCGGACGCGGCUGCUACCGAGGAUGAAGGAGGCGCGGAUCGAACGGGUUGACCUCUCGCGCGCGCAGACGGAGGGCGCUCGCCCCGUGAGGGGGUUCGCCGCGGUGAGGGACGAGGAGCUGCUGGUCACCGUGCCGACGACGACGAUGCCCCCGAGCGGGCGAUAG